AUGCCUGCCCCUUCUCAGUUAGCUAUUGCUACCAGCUCGGUCCUCCGUCUACUCAAGGAGGAGCUAUCCUACCACAAGGAGCUCGUCGAUCAAGAGGCAAAGGUCAAGGUCCUCAGUGAGAAGAUCAAAGCCGGUCCCAAGAGUGAGGAUGGUAAUGAUGAGUUCAUGCUCAAGCAAGAGAAACUCGCUGUAGAGCAGACCCAAGCCAUCUUCGAACCUCUCAAGUCUCGCAUCUCCCAGGCCGUCUCGAAGCUAGAGGAGCAGCUUGCCAUCGGUAAGGACUCUGGUGCUCCGGCGAAUGAGCUGGAGCAGGCACAGGCUGUGCUUGACCAGGCCAAGGUUAUCAAUGGGAGUUCGUAA
This is a messenger RNA of Geosmithia morbida, 360 nucleotides long. Its product is annotated as tubulin-specific chaperone A. Gene Ontology annotation, cellular component: cytosol; microtubule cytoskeleton. The transcript has 2 exons. Bases 1 to 360 code for a protein of 119 amino acids. Gene Ontology annotation, molecular function: beta-tubulin binding. Gene Ontology annotation, biological process: tubulin complex assembly; post-chaperonin tubulin folding pathway. The record is from RefSeq and is a predicted model, not a curated record. Lineage: Eukaryota; Fungi; Ascomycota; Sordariomycetes; Hypocreales; Bionectriaceae.